AUUUCGUGAGCGAGUCCCGAGCGAGUCACCAGGCUGCUCUGAGUGCGAAAUCACCUUGGGCCUAGGAGAGAGUUUCAAGAUUUCGAGGGUCCAACUCUGUUGUUUUGGACUUUGAUCCGAGCUGACACUGUGACACUGAAACAGAAAUGUUCUCACAGCUGAGGGCUGAGUUGUAUGUACAUUUGCAGAGGGUGGGUAUUUCAUUCCAAGUUUCAAUCUCCUCAAAAGGCUAUCACUUCUUGCCGCCUAGCUCUUUCCAUUAUUCCAGUUUGAGCUCACUGGUGGACCAAGAGCGGAACAACCUCUUCUUCCUAUUCAAAGCACUGCUGCCAAACUGCACCUGAUCAGCUGCGCAUGCUGCUGCCAAGCCAUCGAGUGACUGAAGAGCAACAAGAUGGCGACCCUCCUGCUGAUCGUGGCACUCCUGAGCGUCGCCGGCAAUGCCGCAGCGGUCUUGAAUACCAUCCAGGUGCCUAGCGGAUCGUGCGCUGACCCGUCGACAACGUAUUUGCAAGCAAACAGCAAGACCGUAGGACUUGGUGUUUACAACCCCGACAUUCCCUUUGUCGCACAUGUCAACUCUGGCGACACUUUGAGCAUCGAGUGCGUGACGCCCAUUGUGACAGCGGGUGGGGGAGAGGAAGCGGAGGGAAAGGGGAGGGGAAAGAGGAGAGGGAAGAAGAAAGGAGAGACGAAGGAGGGGGGGGGGGAAAGGAAGGAGUCAAUUGGACUCACCUGA
Molecule: messenger RNA, 739 nt
Organism: Klebsormidium nitens
Lineage: Eukaryota; Viridiplantae; Streptophyta; Klebsormidiophyceae; Klebsormidiales; Klebsormidiaceae
Source: the annotation of a GenBank genome assembly